Drosophila navojoa is the source of this 1115-nucleotide messenger RNA. RefSeq names its product transmembrane protein 198. NCBI's taxonomy places the organism in Eukaryota, Metazoa, Arthropoda, Insecta, Diptera, Drosophilidae. The record is from RefSeq and is a predicted model, not a curated record. Gene Ontology annotation, cellular component: plasma membrane.
UUCUCUCUCUCUCUCUUUUACCCUCUCCAGUAUCGCGAGAUCUAUGUGGCUGUGGUCGGUGGUGCCGUCAUCUGCUCGGUGCUGACGCUGUGCUGCGUCAAGUAUGUGACGAUACUGACCUCGAGCAUUGUGGGCACGGCUAUGGUGAUCGGCGCCAUAGACUACUUCAUGCACAGCCUGGAGACAAUUAACUGGAUACUGAGCAUGAAGCCGCAUCCACUGCCGCCGCCCUGCUAUGGCGGUCUCUUGAUAACCGCGUGGCCCUUGACCAUUGUGAUCAGCAUCAUGGUGCAGUGCUUCAUCACCGCCUGGCGCGUGGAUCAUCGCAAGCGUCUCUAUAUGCGACACCAUCCGCAGCAUCCGCAUGGCAAUCAUCAUCUGCCCCAUGGCCAGCCGGCACCGGGCGCCGCGGGCGUCGGCAAUCCCCAUGUGCCGAUGCGCCGAUCGCAGUCGCGCACUCGCGAGACCCGCGAGGAGGCCAGGCAGCGCAAGUUCCGUUAUCUGUAUCAGGUGCGCACGGCACGCGGCGAUAUCAUCUCGCAGAACUUUGUGUCGGCUCUGCAGAAGCGCAUUCAGCUGAGCGGCACGGAGACGCCGUCGGAACGUUCCAUUAAAACUAGUUCCAAUGAGCGGAACACGUUCCGGAGCGAUCGCACACACUUCACGACCAUUCACGAUCCGGAACUGUGCGACAAGAUCGAGAUUGUGCGCGACAUUGGAUAACAAACAAGCAAUAGCUACAUGUAACUAUAUCCGUAAGGGGGCACUGGAGUGAGGGGCGUGACAGGUGGGUAAUGGGUCGGGGGAAGGGGGCGAGACGCAGGCAGAAACUGGAGCAGAACUUACGGCUAGGGAUAGCGGAGACAUGUAGCUAAAAGGAGGAGGAGAAACUUUGAUCAAGACAAAACUUUGAAGAAGCUUUAACUAAAACAGAAGGAAAGAGAUAGAGGCAGAUAGAGAAAGAGAGAGAGAGAGAGAGAGAGAAGGGAGUAGUGGGUUAGAAUAGGUCUGGGUUAUGCAACUUGUUUUUGGUUAAUCAAAACAUAAAGAAGAUAUUUCAAAAAUAUCUCAGUUGGAAAUAAAUAAGCUUCAUAGAAUUUGAAAAAAAAAAAAAA